GCAGACUUGGUGGGACAACGGUCAGUCUUUACCAUUGGCUGGUGAUCCACGUGCAACAACCACUUCCACUUUGAACAGACAUCGACAAGGUGGGGUUGGUACAUCUGAUAUUUUUCGAAGUCGGCCAAUCAUUUACAUCACUUAUUCACGGUAUCGCAUAGAGUUUGCAUCGAGUCGUACACUCGAAUCAGUGGAGAUUUUAGUAAGUACGUUCGAUUCUCCGUUACGACGAAAUAUUGUCUGGUAAAUUUUAAACGAGUUACGUACCGACCUGUCAGUCAUCGGUCAGUCCUCUAUUGAGUAAUUUUAUUGGGUCUUUGAAUGAGUGUCUUUAAAUUUUAUAAAAGACUUAUGAAAUACCUAAAUCGUGAAUCCUGCACACGUGCAUAAUAUUUUUCAGUCGCGGUAUCGUUGAUAAAUGGGUGUCGUAAAGAUACGGAAUAGUUAAAAAGUCAUUUUCGUUGAAAUUUCUGAAAGCGUACCCCUCGUGGUUCUUGGGUGAAAAUCGUUUUGUGAAACUGGAGUGAACUGUUGUUUUUCUGUCAGUGGUUCAAUCGCUGCUUGAACGUGCGCGACUUAGAAAGACAUCUUACGAUCUUAUUUACUUCAGGACUACCGUGUUUAUCAUUUCUGUAGUCAAGGUAAAAGUGCAGUGCAAUCAUGAAGGACAUUGUGUCGAUUUGGGAUCGUUUAGCUGGCAGAAGGUAUUCCAACGUGAAUACUGAUCCAAAUAUUGAUCCAAUACCUAAUGAGCAGCUGGAUGAAAUUUCACUACCGAACAAUCCGAAGAGUUUAAGAAGAAAGUCUUCCGUUGUUAUGAAUCAAUUUUUUAAUGCUGCAUUGCCAUUGCAUUCGGACGGCAGACCAAGAUGGUCCAGGAGCAUCUUCAUACUAAUGACCUUGGGUCUUCUGGGCCUUGCAUCCGGCGGCUUCAUCAUGGUGUUCCAGCCUUACGACCUUCUUUUCAAGCUGAAAGUCGUUUUCAGCGAAGGAGGCGAAAUCUUUGAACUUUGGCGAUCGCCCCCGGUCGAACUUUACUUGAAGGUUUAUCUCUUCAAUGUUACAAACAGCGAAGAGUUUAUGUUGGGCAAAGAGGAGAAGCUGAAAUUUCAGGAGGUCGGACCAUAUGUUUACAGAGAACUCAUGGAACACGGAAACGUGACGUUUAAUGACAACGGCACAGUCACGGCUGUUCCACUUCAUCCGUUGACGUACAUUCCCGAAAUGAGUACGGGUACUGAAAGCGAUAUGAUCAUAGUCCCCAACAUCGCACUACUAAGCAUAGCAAACAUCUGGAAGGAUGCUGCCUUUUUGACAAGAUUUCCCAUAAAGGUUUUUAUCGAGCAAUCUGGUUAUCCACCCCUUGUAAAAAUGACUGCGCGGGAAUUCAUGUUUGAAUACGAAUCGCCUCUGGUUGCAUUAGGAAAUUACCUCGUGCCGUCCUGGAUAAAAUUUAAAAAGCUUGGACUGAUCGACCGUAUGUACGACUUCGAGGGUGACUACGAAACAGUGUAUACAGGUGAGAAUGACGUUCGGCAAGCUGGCUUGAUUGAGAAAUACAAUGGCGAUGUAAACUUACCUCAGUGGGAAGGAAAAUGUGCUAAUGUGAAAGGUGCCAGUGAUGGUACGAAAUUUCCAAGUUACAUCCAACCGAACGAUACUUUAUUAUUCUUCCGAAAGAGUCUUUGCCGCAGCGCUCGUAUGUACCAGACUGGAGAAAAGCAAGUUAAAGGUUUAAACACCUAUAAAUAUAAAUUCAUUGAAAGUGAAUUAGAUAAUGGUGCUAACAAUACGGAAAACAAAUGCUUUUGUCGCCAUGGUCUAUGCCAGAAACCAGGUCUUAUAGAUGUCACAGAUUGUUAUUACGGUUUUCCAAUCGCACUUUCGUAUCCGCAUUUUUACAAAUCAGAUCCUUCACUUUUGGAUGCUGUGGAGGGUCUAACUCCUCGCGCUGAUGAUCACGAAUCAUACUUCUUUAUUCAACCAGAAUCUGGUCUUCCAGUUGAUCUUGCAUUCCGUUUUCAAAUCAAUAUAGCUCCACAGGAUAUCGGUUAUAUCAACGGACUGGAAAAUUUUCAAAAUACUGUACUUCCGUUGUUGUGGUUCGAAAUUGGAAUGUACGAGCUACCAGAAAAUAUGAAUAACCGGUUCCUGUUAUACCUAAACGUACUUCCGGUCGUACAGACUGUAGCAACUUAUGCUCUUUUCCUAUCCGGCGCCGUAUUCUUAGUAUGGAGUGUUAUAAAGAUCCUUCUUCAUGAACCUAAGGGAGCAAAGGCACCAGCGCAAUGGUUCGAAGCAGAAAUGCAGAGGAAACGUCUAAGUUUCUUGAACGAAAGGCGAGCUUCUAUUAAAACGAAAGAAAUGGAUACAUACUUUAACUCUCUGCUGAAUCCCAAGGAGGACAACUUAACUUCGGUAACGCUCGAAGACCUUCAGUGUCUCAAGAAGGAAAUCGUUUAAAUCUGCAAACGCCCACUCUCGCAAGAUUAAAGGGGAUCAACCAAAAAAAAAACGAUAAGACUUGUUCAGGAUCGUGCAGAAAUAAGAUUCACGAUUCUUUCAAACAACGGAAAGCACAGUAUCCUCCUCGGAAGAUCCUGAAACAGCCUUGGAGGUAAUUCUAUAGGGAUUCCGGGGAUAUAAGACAUUAAUAUACAUAUGUCAGCUGCAUUCCAAAGACAUUUCGUGAGAUAGAAUGCUCAGUGCUCAGGCACAAUAAAAUGGAUUUCACGUCGUUUAUAAUCAAUUAAAGUGUCGGAUCGUAGAAAGUCAAUGGAUGCAAAAACAACAGAGUCCAGUGAAUAGGGUACCUGCAAUUGGUAGUUUCUAAAGAAAACAUGUAAAUACCAAUACGAUAGAAUCGAUAUUGAUUCAUCUAUUAAAAUGUAUUUCAAUUGAAUUUUCUUUCGAAAUGCAGGGACUCCGUUCAUUCCAUUUUAGAUGAAAACAAUGCAAAUUCGUGUCGAAAGCUAAUUUGUUACCUUUGUAUCUCAAUGUCACUUGUUAAUGUAGCUAUCUCAAUCAUCAAAACUCUAAAAUCAAUCUUGAAUGUCUUGUAUCUGGCACUAGUAAUUGAAAAACUUUGCCUUUAUCUAUUUGUAUAUUAAAAUAUUGAUUAUUGCAAGCUUUUACCUUGUUCUCAGGAUAAAGCAAAUUAUAUACAAGUCAACACUCUUUUUAGCAAUAAUCUUCUAAUCUAUCAUGAUUUGAAGACUCAAAGAUUCUAAACUGGUGUUAGCCUGCAUAUACUAUUAAUAAAAGAAUAAUGUACCUGUCAACGAUACGAAAUUGCAUCUUCUAAAUUAUCAGUCAUCAUUGUAAUUAACCUAUUAAACAUAUACUUGUAUCGUUUAUAAAAUAUGUCGAAUUCGUCCAACGAAUUUAGAAAAAUAAUGUACAGAAUAUUUGAUACAAUAUUAAUCACAUCGCGAUUCAUACAACCGGCACAUUAUUAUCUAAUAUUCGACAUACGACAUCAUAAUUAAGUUUUGCAAAGUAUUAUACCACGCGUCUUUAAUAAUUAAUCUAGAAUAAUACCGAUAAUCAUCAUUUUACAGAUCCCAUCAUCAUUUCUUUUUGUUUACAUUAUUCAAUUUCAUCACAACCUUCAUGCUGCAGUUAUUUUUGUAUUGCUGCACUUACGUCAGAACACGGAAAUACGUUACUUGCAUAUUACGACCAGUUCUAUAUUGCACCAUAAGACAAUGGAAUUAUGGUUCUACGUUGUACUUACAAUGUGAUACAUUAAUCUCCAUAUGCAGACAACAGGUUAUUGUACUUUAUGCGAUCAGAUAUCGAAGUACAUUCAUUACGGGUAAUAUUUACAAUAAAAAUCAUAGUUACUUGACUUUUACAAAAGUAAGCGCCACGGGAUACGGCAUUUAUUAUUUUAAAAAACGUAGGGUAUAAAGGCGUAUUAAAAAUACAUCAUCGAAGGUAUAGAGAGCAAUUAAAGAAAAUAAAACAGAAAUCAAAAAAGAUAGCCGAAAUUUCUGCUCGGUAUUGCUAUUAUAAAAAAUAACCCAAGAUUCACGCUAAAAAGAAAUGGUAUUUUUUACAUGUUUCUUGGAAAAUGAAUUUAUCUUACGCGUUAACAGUAUUUGCUUAGAUAUGUCGUGAACGGGAUCGUGAAGUCGCCACGUCUUCUAUGGAAAGUUUUUAAUAGACUAUUAUAUUUCCAUUGUGAUAGGAACUGAUAGAUAAUUCUAUACGCGUUAACUCGGUAUACGAAAGGAUUCAUUAGGCAAAGAGCUUUUUUGUUAAACUAUAUAUAUGUAUAUAUAUAUAGUAUAUAUAUAUAUAUUUCUGUUUUAUAUCGAAUCCUUGGUACAAGGUGCACAUUUUUUGCACUUUUUUUAUAUCGAAUCCUUGGUAGAAGGUGCACAUUUUUUGCAGAUCCCUUUUUCACACAGUAAUAGGAUGUAUAUAAUUUAUAUAAUUUCGUUACUGGGAUAUGGUUAGAUAAUAUAUCGGUGAUACUGACAUUUAUACGACAUUCAUAUGUUUGCCCAUUAUUUUUAAUCAGAAUGUAUAACAGUUUAAGUACUAUAUUUUAGACGGCAAAGGUUUGAUUCUAUGAUUAUAACAUCCUAAGAUCUUCCAAGUGAUUCGAUUGAAUAUAUUGUACUUAAGCGGUUUCCUAAAUAUGACGUUAUAAAUCUGUUUAAUUUUUUUAUUUAAUGAACUUCGAUAGCAUAAGCUACGCCUUUAUAUUACGGAUAAGAUACAUAUUCGAAAUAAGACAAUUUUCGCAAUGCGUCGAUUCAUCCUUUCCUACAUAAUACACAAUAGCUAUAGAUAACAAUCUUGUAAAUAUGUAAAUAUAAAUAUAGCUAGCAAAUACUAAUUAUUAUAGUGUCUGACUCGUACGUUAAUGAAUUUAACUGAAAAACAAAAAUGGAAAUGUAAACAGAUUUCGACGAAUAAUUCAACACGUUUGCUGAAACUGACACGUAUACGGUUAAUAACGUUAAAAAUAUUGUUAUCCUUAUCAUAGGCACAGUAAUAAGUGUAGAAUUUAUUAAGAGUAUAGAGAUUUCAUAUCAAAAUUUAUUGUGACGAUAAACAGAAUUAUCGAUCUUUCCAAGAUUUUCAUUAAUUAAGAAAAGAUUUUACGUUUUAUAUGAGAAUCGUGAGGUAGAUUUUACGAACGGAUUUAUACAUUUCUAUACUCGAAUCGAAACGACAUUGUCGAAUCUGUUUUCAGCCGAAAUACAAUCUUGCCUUAUUCAUUGGCUAUGUGCAAGAUUCGCAGAUCUAAUAUCUAAGCAUGUGUUGAUGUGUAUAUGAAUUUUUAUUUGCAGAUACACCGAAAUACAUGCUUUGAUACAUGACCUAUGCAUACGCCCAUAGCUAUUAGUACAAGUGUCUUCGCGAAGGUAGCAACAUUAUUGUAAUAUAACAACGUACGUUUACGAUGAACUACAUUUAACAGGCGCCGUUGAUUUUGUCUGAUUUUAUACUAUUAUUAUAAUAACAAGGAGUGGUUUAGCGUAACUUUGUGAUCUUUAACGAAUUACACGUCCCGCAAUUCGUAAAGGACCAAUAUCUCUGUCUUCCUAAGGCCAUGCUAUGUUAUCAAAUUACAUUCACUCUGCCUGAAUUGAAGCCUUACAUAAAGUUGACAAUUAAGGUUUCCACAUUUAUUAUUUAACACAGUAGUGUGAAUCUUGCCAGUAAGGUAUCCUCCACAUUGCGUGUACACAUCAAUAUUGCUCAAUAAAGGAUUUUUAUAAUGAA
Cephus cinctus (wheat stem sawfly) is the source of this 5742-nucleotide messenger RNA. RefSeq names its product scavenger receptor class B member 1. Bases 661 to 2463 code for a protein of 600 amino acids. Gene Ontology annotation, cellular component: membrane; cytoplasm. The transcript has 8 exons. The record is from RefSeq and is a predicted model, not a curated record. Gene Ontology annotation, molecular function: scavenger receptor activity. NCBI's taxonomy places the organism in Eukaryota, Metazoa, Arthropoda, Insecta, Hymenoptera, Cephidae.